AGCAGUGAGUUCGCGCCAAGCAUGAAAGUUGAACCGCACUGACUGUCUUUAAUUCCGGUGAUUUGAAUUCAGGGAGAUACAUCUUCCAUACAGCUUUAGUUAUGUUUCAGGUGCUGACCAGUUCUGUCUGUGGCUUGACAGCCGGUACUUGUUAGGUUGCUUUAGCUAAAGAGCUCGUUUACUAAUCUGCUAAUGUAGCCAGAUAGCAAGCUGCGCGAGCCUGCUGAUAAACGAUGCCUCCCGUGACUUUGAAAGGGAUAAAUGUGGAUUUCCCUUUCACCCCAUACGAAUGUCAGAAGGAUUAUAUGAGCAAGGUGAUUGAGUGUCUACAAAACAAGGUAAAUGGGGUUCUGGAGAGUCCGACAGGCACGGGCAAAACCCUAUGCCUUCUGUGUGCCACCCUUGCCUGGAAGGACUACUUCAAAGACACCAUUUCUGCCAGGAAGAUAGCAGAAAAAAUGGGAGGAGCAGAGCUUUUCCCCAACACACCAUUGGCAUCGUGGGGGACCGCUGCAACAGAUGGAGACACAACAACUUAUUAUACUGAUAUUCCAAAGAUCAUUUAUGCAUCCAGGACACAUUCUCAGCUGACCCAGGUCAUUAAUGAGUUAAAGAACACUUCCUACAGGCCCAAAGUGUGCGUGUUAGGAUCCAGGGAGCAGCUUUGUAUUAACCCGGAGGUGAUGCGUCAGGAGAGCAACCACCUUAAGGUUCACAUGUGUAGGCAAAAGAUAUCCACCAGGUCUUGUGCCUUCUACAACAAUGUUGAAGAGAAGAGCAUGGAUAAAGACCUGGUGAACUCCAUUUUGGAUGUUGAAGAUCUGGUGAAAGCUGGCAACAAGCAAAGGGUCUGCCCAUACUACCUCUCACGUUCCUUGAAACAGCAGGCAGAAAUCAUAUUCAUGCCGUACAACUAUCUCCUGGACCCAAAGAGUCGCAGGGCGCACAACAUCGAGUUGAAAGGGGCAGUGGUCAUUUUCGACGAAGCGCAUAACGUGGAAAAGAUGUGUGAGGAGUCCACAUCCUUUGACCUCACGCCCUACGACCUGGCAUCAGCUAUCGAUGCUGUGGACAAGCUGCUAGCGGAGCAGGCCAAAGAGGCCGGGCGAGGAGACGUCUCAGAGGACUUCAAUAUGGAAUCCAUAAAUGGGGGUUUGAAAUUGGACAUAACCACCAUUGCUAAAAUAAAACAGAUACUUCUGGAUCUGGAGGCGGCCAUUGAUUCUUACGACGUGCCGGACAAGGGGAUCACCAAACCUGGAAGCUUCAUCUACGAGUUGUUCCAGACGGCUCACCUCACAUUUGACACAAGGACGCCCAUCUUUGAAGCCCUGGAGCAGAUCACUGGAUAUCUGGCUGGAAAACCAGGCAUAUUCAUGAACACAACUGGAUUACAGAAAUUGGCGGACAUAAUUCAGCUGGUGUUCUGCGUUGAUACACAAGAGGGCAACAAAGGUGCAAACAUGCCGCUCAACAUGCAAUCCAGCACCACUAAAUUUAAGGUCCAUAUCCAUAAAGACACCAGCCAUCAUCAGAAAAAACAAAAUACUGAUGUGUGGUCUUCAUCUUCCUCCAAAAAACAAGGAAAUGUUCUGAGUUACUGGUGCUUCUCGCCUGGGUUCAGCAUGCAGGAGCUGGUGAGGCAGGGCGUGCGCAGCAUCAUCCUCACCAGCGGGACCCUCUCCCCUCUGUCCUCGUUCACCUCCGAAAUGCAAAUUCCCUUUCCAGUAUGCCUGGAGAACCCCCAUGUGAUUCAGCAUGAUCAGAUCUUUGUCAGCAUAAUUGACCGCGGUCCAGACGGCGUGCAGCUCAGCUCAGCAUUUGACCGCAGGUUUGUCCCUGAAAACAUGGCAUCUUUAGGGAACACUGUUGUGAAUCUGGGCCGCGUUGUCCCUCACGGUUUGCUAGUGUUCUUCCCCUCUUACCCUGUGAUGGACAAGACUCUGGAGUUCUGGAGGGCAAACGGGCAUGCCGACCGCAUUGAAAACAUAAAGCCCAUGUUUGUGGAGCCCAGGGGAAAGGGGACGUUCACGGAGAUAAUUGAUGGUUAUUAUGACAAAGUCAAUGACUCUAAAUCUAAAGGGGGCAGCUUCUUUGCGGUCUGUCGGGGAAAGGCCAGCGAGGGCCUGGAUUUUGCUGACACGUAUGGCCGAGGGGUCAUAAUCACUGGCCUCCCGUUCCCGCCCCGCAUGGACCCCCGGGUCAUUCUGAAGAUGCAGUACCUGGACGAGAUGUGCAGGAAGAAGACCCCCGGGGUGCAGUACCUGUCGGGGCAGAACUGGUAUAGACAGCAGGCGUCCAGGGCAGUGAACCAAGCUAUUGGAAGAGUCAUUCGCCACCGUGAUGACUACGGGGCUAUCUUCUUGUGCGACCACAGGUUCAAAAGCACAGACGCACGUGCCCAGCUACCCUCAUGGAUAAGGCCCUACGUGCGCACUUACGACAACUUUGGAAAUGUGGUCCGUGACGUGGCGCAGUUCUUCAGAGUUGCACAGAAACAUAGGCCUCCUCCAGAGAAGAAGCCUGCAAAGGGGAGUUGUGGUGGGGCGGUACACUCUGCAGAUGCCCAGUGUGUCAGCGCCGGACCCUGCCACUCCUCCGAGAGCUCCACCAAGGGAGGUUUCGCCCAGAAGGCCAAAGUACUGGACUCCCACGUGCCCAGUCUGAAGAGGCGACGGCUGAAUGAGCAUGGCGGCAGUGAGGGGAACGGCAUGGCUAGGCUGUGCAUCGAAUACGAAACGGAGAUGGAGGCGAGCCGGAGGAGGCCGGCCGGCCUGCUAGACGCCCUGGAGCACAGCGACAGCCGCUAUGGAGAUGAAGACGAGGCCCUAGGGGGCGAGGAGAGGGCUAAUCGCAUAUCCACGCUGUCUCUUCAGUACGACAAGCGCGUGGAUGACGAAUUGCGUGGUGGAAAACGAAAAAUCAAAGUGGUCCAAGAACGGAAAAUCCCUCUGUCUCCUAAUGUGUCAGAGGGCAAAGCGGGGAAAGCCAAGUCGUUCCUGGCAGAAAUGAAAAGGUCGCUGAGUCAGGUGAAUUUCCAGCGAAUAAUGGCUGCCCUGCAGACGUACAAACAGAUGGAUGACCUUGACAAACUGCUGGCCGAGGCAGCCGACCUCUUCACCGGGGACACCAACACCUACAACCUACUCCGAGGAUUCUACCAGUUCAUACGACCCCACCACAAGAAGAGAUUUGAUGAGAAGUGUGUGGAGCUGACUGGCCAGGGCUGUGGCUACAAACCCGAUCACUCGCUCUCCAAGGAGGAGAAAGAAACGCUGAUGCAGAACGGGGCCAAGCCGGGAAAGCUGACGAGUGUUGCUGUUGCUUCUGAUUCAAGCUCCUCCUGCAGUCAGCUCAACGCCAGUCUGCUGCUUAAUAAAGGUGGCCAUCACCUUGGAAUCCACAGAUUGACUACAGAGGAGCAUUUGCCAAAGAAUAAAGUGCUUACAGUUGAUGAUCCUAAAUGCGAAGGCCAAGCACCAGUCCAGUCUGCUCAGAAGAGUCAAAUCUACGCCAGUUUCAUAGCGGAUGUGAAAAAAUCCAUUGGACUUGAGAAGUCCAACCAACUGUUCUCAGCUAUUCAGAGCUAUAAGAAGACCGACAACUAUGAUAGCCUGGUGGGCACAGUAGUGAGUUUGUUAACUGAGAAAAACGAAGACUUUAACCUCCUUAGCACAUUUGCCCUGUUCAUUCGGCCUCACCAUAAGAAACAGUACAAAGAGAUGCUGGAUGCCUUGAUAGGUGACUCCACAGGCUCAAGUGCUUCCUCUGAGAUUUCAGGCCAACUAAUAAAAGUUUCAACGCCUGGGAAAGCACAAAGGAAGAUCUCCUCUUUCUUUCCCAGCAGCCAAAGGAAAUGAAAGCUGUUGGAAAUGGAGCCUCUAAGAAGAAUCCACCUACUCUGAUGCUGCUAGCUUUUUAUUGUAUGGAAAUUGUGGUAAAAGGUGAGGGUUUUGUGGUGUUGUAAUAAAUGUAUGCAGAUUAUGGUAAUAUUUUCCCAACAUAUUUUAUUAUUUUUUUAUUAAACAAAUGUUGAUGUGAUUGUUUCUUUUGUUAUUAUAUCAUGUAAGAUAUUGAACCAAAUAUUAGGUUAUUUACCACACACAGUUGUUUUCUUAUCAGAAAGGCUUUGAUGGGUGCUAAGAGCUGCUUUGUCAACCUCCUUUACACAUAAUCAACUGAAAUAUGACAGUAUUGAAACUGUUAAGAGAGAAGUAGUGAACUGUUAAAUUAACUGUUAGACAUAACACUCUAAUUGCUCCUGAAGUAUACACGACUUGUUCACACGUGAGCACAUCAGGAUGGGAUAAAUUAUUGGUAUGCAAACAACCUAUGGUCUUGAACAUAUGUUGCAUUUCGUAUGGUAUAUAUUAAUUUGUGGAUGUCCAUUAAGUAUGAUAUGUUACGAAUUUGCAAAACGUACAAUGUUACGAAAUCGCGAAAAUAUUGCCCGAUUUCCAAUUUAUUGUGACUGAGGUUCGCUAGCUGGGGGGAGGGUUCGCAUAAACUGUUAAGGGAAGGAUUAGCUAACAUGCUAUGGAGUUGAAAAGUAGUAAAUAGUUGCAACGGCUGUCACUGAGAUUCGAACACAACUUUUGGGUUGCUAGACUUUCGCUUUAUACACCCGACCAAAUACCCGCCUUUUGUUUUUGCCUUAAGUAACCUGACUUAUUUAACCAUACCAAACGUAACAUAUAUUAAUUUGAGUGUCCCGGAUUUAUGUUUAAUAUGUGUAACACCAAAGACAAAACUGAUGUUGCGGAAGCGGUAAUUUUGCUCUUGUCAUUGGAAAGGGCUUCCCCGAGUAUUAGUCAUCAGCGAUGUAGGCCCUAUAAAUUCAAAGGCGAACAUGUUAACAUCAGUUGCUAGCUGACUAGAGAGAAAAAUGCAUCCGGUGAGUAUUAUUUCUCUGCUCAAACAUAGCGAGCUCUUCAGUGCCUAUGGGAAAUAAAUUGAUAUUAUUAGGCUAUGGUGUAGGCAAGGCUAUUUAACUCUUGAAGCUGAACGCCUCAAAUUAAAUAGUAAUUUGAUGGAUUUGGACAGUCAUAUUGAGAGACGUAGACCACACAAAAGUUAUGAUUGAUUCUAAAUGAUAACAUUACUCUUUCUUCCAAUAGCUGACAAAUUGUUUUCUGCCUCUCCUGGUAUUUGCGCUCUGUGGUGGCAGCGUGCCAGUGUCAGGCGCUCACACACCGAUUUAUAUCUGGAGAGAUGACGCGACAGGGGAUUCCCUUACGUGCGACCUAUGCGCUCCUGGAACAUACUUACUGAAGCAUUGCACAAAGGACCGCAAGAGCGUAUGCGGACCUUGUCCAAAGUCCCACUACACAGAGAUCUGGAACUACAUCGAGCGGUGUCAAUACUGCAAUCGUUUUUGCACGGCUGAUGAGAUUGAAAGCGUACCGUGCACCCAACUGCACAACCGACAGUGCGAGUGCAAGGACGGGUUCUACAUGACACAUGGGUCAUGUUCAAGGCACAGAAGCUGUCCACCCGGGGAAGGGGUCAUCUCUAAUGGAACCGCACACACUGAUGUGAAGUGUGAACCUUGCCCAGUGGGCUUCUUCUCUGCAGUGUCCUCCAGUAGGAAAACCUGUCAGAAGUUUUCUGUGUGUGCCCCAGGUCGCACCACUAUACCUGGCAAUGACAUGAAUGAUGUUUACUGCUCAGCAUGUACGAAUGGUUCAGGAACACAUGAAGGUGAAGCUAUCUGUGAUGGGGCGUUGAUGGAAUUCCUGGCACUGCAGAUCCUCACACCAAGAAAGGACAAAAGACUGGUGGCUGUGCUCAGGAGGAGUGCUGGUAAAGCCACAACCAAUAAUGCAACUGUACUAGACCUCCUCAAAACUAUUAAAAACAAAGCUGGCAAACAUUUUGCUUUUCAAAUCCGUGAUAUCCUGAACACAGACAGGCUGCUCCAUUUAAGAACUAAAGUCAACAAAUGGUUUCCUCAUAUGAAUUUAUAGGGCUAAUAGAAAUCACCACAUAUUGUAAACAGUUUAUUUUCUUCAUGUUUUUGUUUUGUAUCCAUUAUCUUAUUUUAUUCUUAUUUAUUGUUGUUUAUGCACCUUGUGGGUGGGGGCAAUGUUAUUUUUUUUUUUAAAUAGGAGAAGACUAGUGUUUUGUCGUUGAAUUCCUCAUUGUGCAAUAUAUCAGAAUAUAUCACUAUGUUGCCAAAAAAGGUCAAGACUUAUUUUCCUUUCAAUAAAAUGCAUUCAAAACGA
Oncorhynchus kisutch (coho salmon) is the source of this 6224-nucleotide messenger RNA. RefSeq names its product regulator of telomere elongation helicase 1 (gene rtel1). The record is from RefSeq and is a predicted model, not a curated record. Gene Ontology annotation, cellular component: nucleus. Bases 234 to 3860 code for a protein of 1208 amino acids. Gene Ontology annotation, biological process: negative regulation of t-circle formation; DNA recombination; DNA repair. Lineage: Eukaryota; Metazoa; Chordata; Actinopteri; Salmoniformes; Salmonidae. The transcript has 35 exons. Gene Ontology annotation, molecular function: DNA helicase activity; ATP binding; DNA polymerase binding.